CACAUGAAAAUCUCAAACCGAAAGCUCUAAAUUCUAUAUGGUUAACUUCAACCAUGGCAACAGGAGAGAAGUCAGAAGCUCCCCAGAAGGAGAAUAAAGUCACCCAUUCUGAGGAAGAAGAGAAGAAACCAUCUAAGGAUAUCCAAGACAAAGGUAGUGAAGCAAAGGAGGUGAAAAAUGCAGCAGAAAUUGGUGAACCUAAAAAAAAUGAGGCUGUGUUUGAAGAGGUAAUUUUGGAGGAGGAGAAGAAGAAGAAUGAAGGUGAAACAAAGGUGAUUGUGGUGGAGGAUAAGAAAAAAGAAGCUGAAAUAGAGAACAAGAAUAACGAGGUUGAAAAAGGCGGUAUCUCCGAAUCAGCUAAAGUUGAGAAAAGUUCAGCCAUGGAAAAAGUAGUUCCUCAUUCUGAUGAACAAGAGAAAAAUCCAUCCAAGGAUGUCCAAGACAAGGGUAUUGAAACAAAGGAUGGGAAAAAUGCAGGGGAAGCUGGUGAACCUAAAAAAGAUGAGGGUGUAAUUGGAAAGAUGUUGGUGGAGGAGAAGGAGACUGAUGCUGACACAAGGGAUGUUAUGGCGGAGGAUAAGAGAAAAGAAGGUGAAGCGGAGGAGGCGGUUUUGGAAGAGAAGAAGAACAAUGAUCAGGUUGAAAGAGGGGAUGCUUCUUCAGAAUCUACUAUAAUUGAGAAAAAUUUAUCAUUCAGGGAAAAAAGCAACUUCCUCUCUGACUUGAAAGAGCAUGAGAAAAGGGCUUUGGUGGAGCUGAGAUCGAAGGUUGAAAACGCAAUACUCGGGAACAAGUUGUUUAAGGGAAACAAGGAUCGAGUAGUAGGGGAUAAGAAGGAAAAGAUAUUGGAGAAGGAAGGUGGAGAUAAUGAGAAAAUAACAGAAAAUGGGAGGAAAGGAGAAGAAAACGGUGUGAAAGAAGCUGAGAAAGAGAAAGAAACUUCCAAGAAGGUAGAAGAAAUCGAAGAAAAAGAAAAGACAUUAGAGAAGGAAGGUGGAGAGAAGGAGAAAACAAAUGAAGCGAAGGGAGAAGAAAAUUCUGUGAAAGAAAUUGAGAAAGAGAAGGAAAGCUCAAAGAAAGUAGAAGAGAUUGAAGUUGCAAAAGCAUUGGUAGAAGAAAAGUUGGUAGUGAAAGAAAAGAAAGAAGAAGAUGGUAAAGAGAAUAAACCUUCCAAACAAGAAGAUGAGGAAAAGGAUAAAAAGGCUGAAGAAGGCCAAAAAGAGAAGAACAAUGUGGCUACUAAUCAGGAACGAAAGGUUGACGUCAUAGAUGAGGAUAUUGCAAUUUGGGGGGUACCCUUAUUGCCUAGUAAAGGGGAUAGUGCCACUGAUGUCAUACUAUUGAAGUUCUUGACGGCCAGGGAUUUCGAAGUCAACGAUGCUUUCGACAUGUUGAGGAAUACACUCCAGUGGAGGAAGGACAACAAUGUCAAUUCGAUCUUGGAUGAGGACUUCGGUGAUGAUCUUGGUUCCAUAGAGCAUAUGGAUGGUGCCAGUCGUGAAGGGCAUCCGGUUUGUUACAGCAACUUUAAGCUGCUUGGGAAUGAAGAGGUAUACAACAAGAUGCUAGGGAAUGAAGAGAGCCGUGAAAUGUUUAUAAGGAGGAGGGUUCAACUAAUGGAGAAAGCGAUUCAGAAGCUUGACUUUAAGCCUGGUGGGGUGUCCUCCAUACUCUUAGUCAAUGAUCUCAAGGACAUGCCUGGCCCCUCUAAGAAGGAGCUUCGGCUUGCUACAAAGCAGGUCGUCGGGCUACUUCAGGACAACUAUCCUGAAUUUGUUGCAAGAAAUAUCUUCAUCAAUGUUCCUUUCUGGUACUAUGCCUACAGUGCUAGCACUCUCCUAUUACCUUUCUUAACUCCAAGAACCAAUAGCAAAUUUGUCUUCGCUAGCCCUUCCAGGGUCACGGACAAUUUGCUCAAGUUCAUAGCUGCAGAGGAUCUACCAGUCCAUUAUGGCGGGCUUAAGAGGGAAAAUGAUCCUGAAUUCUCUACUGAAGAUGCUGCCUCAGAGAUUGUUGUCAAUCAGUCAUCAUCAGAAAGUGUUCAACUCCCAGUACCAGAGGUAGGAACAACUUUAAUCUGGGAAGUGAUUGUGUUGGGUUGGGAAGUGAACUACAAGGAAGAAUUUUUUCCAACUAAUGAAGGAUCAUAUGGCAUUAUUGUUCAAAAGGACAGGAGGAUUGGUGGGCAACAGGGUUCUCUCCGAAACUCUUUUACGAACAAAGAACCUGGAAACGUUGUGUUCACAGUUGAGAAUGGAUCGUUGAUCAAGAAGAAGCGUGUUUGUUACCGGUACAAGAUGAAGAAUACUUCUUCCUCUUGAAAAAUCACAGGAGUUAUUUAAUAAAAAUGGCAUCACCAUCCUUUGUAAUUGUGUACAGAGUUUUACAUAGCUAGUGAAGCAUUCAAAAUUUUCUUUUCACAAUGACAAUGCCAUUUGUGACAUACCAGACAUGACAUUUUUAUUUCCACACAUUUGUAUGAACUAUACUAUGCAGAUACUCACAAAA
This is a messenger RNA of Prunus mume (Japanese apricot), 2508 nucleotides long. RefSeq lists its product as uncharacterized. The record is from RefSeq and is a predicted model, not a curated record. NCBI's taxonomy places the organism in Eukaryota, Viridiplantae, Streptophyta, Magnoliopsida, Rosales, Rosaceae. Gene Ontology annotation, molecular function: lipid binding.